UGUUGCAUAAUGUAGCCGCAAGGGGACACAAGCCAGUGUCUUAUUGUGCCGGGCCCAAGCACGGAUAAAUAUAGAGGGUUGUGUCAGGAAGGGCAUCCGACGUAAAACUUUGGCCAAAUCAAACAUGCGAAUCAAAUGUAUGACUUCCAUACCGGAUCGGUCGAGGCCCGGGUUAACAACGACCGCCAUUGAUGCUGUCGACCUACAGGGUGCCAGUGGAAAAUGGACGACUGUUGGUCGAAGAAGGAGGGAAGAAAGGUGUGUUCGUAGGAAGAGAGGGAAGAGAAACACCAAGAGUCUAGGACUGAGAGUAGGGACUUUGAAUGUUGGAACUAUGACAGGAAAAGAUAGAGAGCUGGUUGACAUGAUGCAGAGGAGGAAGGUAGACAUCCUCUGUGUCCAGGAGACCAGGUGGAAAGGUAGUAAAGCUAGAAGUUUAGGAGCAGGGUUCAAGUUGUUCUAUCAUGGUGUAGAUAGGAAGAGAAAUGGAGUAGGAGUUAUCUUGAAGGAGGAGUUUGUUAGGAAUGUCCUGGAGGUAAAAAGAGUGUCAGAUUGAGUGAUGAGCCUGAAGCUAGAAAUCGAAGGUGUGAUGUUCAAUGUUGUUAGUGGGUAUGCUCCACAGGUAGGAUGUGAGCUGGAGGAGAAGGAGAAAUUCUGGUUGGACCUUGAUGAAGUGAUGCAGAGCAUCCCUAGAAGUGAGAGAGUUGUCAUUGGUGCAGAAUUCAAUGGACAUGUUGGUGCAUGGGCAGGUUUGGUAUCCAGGAGAGGAACGCAGAAGGACAGAUGGUGGUUGACUUUGCAAAAAGGAUGGAAAUGGCUGUAGUGAAUACUUUCUUCCAGAAGAGGCAGGAACAUAGGUUGACCUAUAAGAGUGGAAGUUGGAGCACACAGAUAGACUACAUCUUGUGUAGACGGUGUAAUCUGAAGGAGAUCAGUGACUGCAAAGUAGUGGUAGGUGAGAGUGUAGCCAGACAGCAUAGGAUGGUGGUGCGUAGGAUGACCCUGGUGGUGAAGAAGAUGAAGAGGGCAAAGGCAGAGCAGAGGACCAAAUGGUGGAAUUUGAAAAAGGAAGAGUGUUGUAUGGAGUGGUGCAGGACAUGUAUGAGGACUGUAAGACAGUGGUGAGGUGUUAUGUAGGAGUAACAGAGGAGUUCAAGGUGGAGGUGGGACUACAUCAGGGAUCAGCUCUGAGCCCCUUCUUGUUUGCUAUGGUGAUGGACAGGAUGACAGACGAGGUUAGACAGGAGUCUCCAUGGACUAUGAUGUUUGCAGAUGACAUUGUGAUCUGUAGUGAGAGCAGGGAACAGGUGGAGGAGAAGCUCGAGGCGUGGAGGUUUGCCCUGGAAAGGAGAGGAAGGAAGGUUAGCCGCAGCAAGACGGAGUAUCUGUGUGUGAAUGAGAGGGAACCAAGUGGAAGAGUGAGGUUACAGGGAGAAGAGAUCAAGAAGGUGGAGGAUUUUAAGUACUUAGGGUCAACAGUCCAGAGCAAUGGAGAGUGUGGAAAAGAGGUGAAGAAGCAUGUACAGGUAGGCUGGAACGGCUGGAGAAAAGUGUCAGGUGUGAUGUGUGAUAGAAGAGUUUCAGCUAAAAUGAAAGGAAAGGUUUACAAAACUGUGGUGAGACCAGCCAUGUUGUUUGGUCUGGAGACAGUGCCCCUGAGGAAAAGACAGGAGGCAGAGCUGGAGGUAGCAGAACUGAAGAUGCUGAGGUUCUCUUUGGGAGUGACCAGGAUGGAUAGGAUCAGGAAUGAGUACAUCAGAGGGACAGCACAUGUUAGAGGCUUUGGAGAUAAAGUCAGAGAGGCCAGACUGAGAUGGUUCGGACAUGUCCAGAGGAGAGAGAGUGAAUAUAUUGGUAGAAGGAUGCUGAGUUUCUCACUGCCAGGAGGGAGGCCUAGACGAAAACCAAAGAGGAGGUUUAUGGAUGUGGUUAAAGAGGACAUGAAGGUAGUUGGUGUGAGAGAAGAGGAUGCAGCAGACAGGGUUAGAUGGAGGCAAUUGAUUCGCUGUGGCGACCCCUGAAGAGAAAAGCCGAAAGGAAAAGAAGUUUGUGUUGCUUCAUGGUUUUCCUUGAUGUGUUUUUUUAUUUUUGCUUCUUUUGAGGAUGAAGAUCUGGGGCCUGUUUCACGAAGCAGGUUUAGUGAAAACUCUGAGUUUAUUAACCCUGAAAUGAGGGGAAACUCAGAGUUUUCCGUUUCACAAAGUGAGGUAACUCUAACCAGGGAAUGCGGGGUAACUCUAGCCUGUUUCACAAAGCGAUGUAACUUAAACUCUCGGUCAGUUACCGCAGUAACAGACUCUAUGACUCUAACCAGGUCGCCAGCAGGUUUAUCUGAGAAAACCUCGAGUUUCUCUCCGUCUCCGCCCUCUUUCAGCCACACACGCUGUUUGAUUUCCUCAUUCAUUCAGUCAGUAAGCGAGCAAGUUUUAGCGUAGAACAGCAUUUAUUAACGAUCCAGCGAAUGAAGGAGCAGCAUUACUGCACAGAUAAUUAAAUAUUCGUCGGUAGAUUGUUAUCAGACCUCUCGUAAAUGUUCUCGCAUUUCCGGACAAUUAUCAUUUUGAGCGGUACCGUGUCAUAAUUGUUUCUCGUCCAUAAUCUACAUAAACAACCUAAUCCGUCCUUACAUUUACAUUACCAACCAGUCAUGCUCUCACAUCCAGCAGAUAUUGUGUGUUGCUUUGCGGUUCUUUGCAAAUGGAAGUUUUGAUAUAAUAUCAGAGAUGCAGAGCACUACAGUAAGACAACUGUAUGCAGGACGGUCAGAAAAGUGUCCCUGGCCCUGAAAUGGCUUUUACUAAUCAUUGUGGUUUUCCCUGGACAUAAACCUGUCAGAGCAUCAAGGAGGAGUUCCACAGGAUUGCAGGUGAAUGAUGUAGAGAUCUGUUAAAUGAAUUUAAACCAUAUUCUGUUAAUGACAUUGUGCUGCAACCUCAGACUGGGAUUAGUCAUUUUAAUUUCUUUUAGGAUUUCCCACUGUGAUUGAAUGCAUAGAUGCACACACAUCCCCAUCACAGCUCCCUCACAUCAUGAAUAGGAAGUCCAUUCACAGCAUAAAUGUGCAGGUAGGCUACAGGUAGACUGACUACGGUGUCUAAAUGUUGAAGACUGCAUCAUAGUUCAACAUCUGUCAUUCUCUGCACUGUCCAGAUCAUAUGUGAUGCUGCAUACAUGAUUUCCAAUGUGGAGGCCAAGUGGUCUGGGUCUGUUCAUGACUCCAGGAUUUAUGGAGAGUCUAACCUGAGCAACAGACUGCAGCGUGGAGAGUUUGAUGGCCUUCUGCUGGGUGACAGGGGUUACCAUGCCAACCCAGGCUGAUGACCUCAUACCCUGAACCUGAACCAGGCUCCCAACAGAACUUCAACCGGGCUCACUGCAGGACCAGAGCCUGGGAGGAGAUGACCAUAGGCCUGCUGAAAGCCAGUUUCCAGAGCCUCCGUCUCCUCAGGGUGACCCCUGAGAGGGCCUGUGAUAUUACUGUCGCAUGUGUUGUUCUUCAUAAUAUUACCAAUAUUAGAGGAGAGCAACACCCUGCCCUACAAACUGAAGACCCAGAUGAUGAGCCCAUCCACCUGCAGCUAUGCAGGACAGCAGAACAGUCAGAGGCACCGUAUGCAAUAAUCACUUUAGAGUUAAGUCACCAUCAUUGCCACCACAGCAGUCAAAUAAAGACACUACACAUUUCA
This is a messenger RNA of Acanthochromis polyacanthus (spiny chromis), 3686 nucleotides long. RefSeq lists its product as uncharacterized. Lineage: Eukaryota; Metazoa; Chordata; Actinopteri; Pomacentridae. The transcript is spliced from 2 exons. The record is from RefSeq and is a predicted model, not a curated record. Bases 1050 to 2021 code for a protein of 323 amino acids.